Molecule: messenger RNA, 3737 nt
Organism: Oncorhynchus keta (chum salmon)
Lineage: Eukaryota; Metazoa; Chordata; Actinopteri; Salmoniformes; Salmonidae
Product: nuclear receptor ROR-beta-like
Exons: 11
Coding region: 321-1730 (469 amino acids)
Biological process (GO): regulation of transcription by RNA polymerase II
Cellular component (GO): nucleus
Molecular function (GO): nuclear receptor activity; RNA polymerase II cis-regulatory region sequence-specific DNA binding; zinc ion binding
Source: RefSeq, a predicted model, not a curated record
AGAAAAAAGACAUUGAGCUCUUGUCCAGGAACGAAGUGGGAAGGCCAGGAGCUACAAUAUUUUAUUGCGUACAGUCCACGCUGAAUUACAGGAAGAAUACUUAUGCUACACGGAGUAAAUACGGAAAAAAUCUUACUAAUAAUCUAUUCGUUUGCUAUUUUGUUUGUUUCACAGACCAGCUAUUAGAAAACAUAUGAGAGUUUGUUUUAUUUUUUAUUCAACUGCUCCUUUUUGGAGCGAAAAAGCUUGUUUAUAUUCCUCCAUUUUAUUUUCAUUCGCCUACCUGGAGAUUUAUGACUAAAAAUUAAUACAGCAAGAAAAUGAGAGCACAAAUUGAAGUAAUACCCUGCAAGAUCUGUGGGGACAAGUCAUCAGGGAUCCACUAUGGCGUAAUCACCUGUGAAGGCUGCAAGGGUUUCUUCAGACGCAGCCAGCAGAACAAUGCUAUGUACUCCUGCUCCCGGCAGAGGAACUGUCUGAUUGACCGCACCAAUCGGAAUCGCUGCCAACAUUGCCGGCUGCAGAAGUGCCUGGCCCUGGGCAUGAGCCGUGAUGCUGUGAAGUUUGGCCGCAUGUCCAAAAAGCAGAGAGACAGCCUAUACGCUGAGGUCCAGAAGCACCAGGCAUCCCAGGAGUUAGCUGCCGCCCGUGAGGUGGGAGCCGAGGUCGAAGGUCAUGGCCGGGCAUACAGCAGAGGCUCCAGUGCUGCCCUCAGCGACCUUGACGACAUCGCCACUCUGCCGGAUGGCCUGCUGUUCGACCUACCCCUGACACCAGAGGGCGCCGAAAGAGAGUACUGCAAUCUGGAGAUGAUAGGGGGCAGCAGCUCCUCCUCUCAGAGUUCGCCCGAACAGAACGGACUGGACUUCAGAGAUGGCAACCACCACAUCAAGCACGAGUACCAGCUGCUGCAUGAGUCCAGCCUGUUCACACACACGCUGCUCAACACUCUACCCGAGGGGUUCUCAAUACUUGAGAUCGAGCGUAUUACUGCUAGUGUGGUAAAGUCUCACAUGGAGACCAGUCAGCACGGCAGUGAGGAGCUGAAGAGACUUGUCUGGUCCCUGUACACCCCUGAGGAGACACGCAGCUUCCAGAGCAAGUCUGCGGAAGUCAUGUGGCAGCAUUGUGCCAUCCACCUCACCAAUGCCAUCCAGUACGUGGUGGAGUUUGCUAAGCGCAUCACUGGAUUCCUGGAUCUUUGUCAGAAUGACCAGAUCAUUCUUCUCAAAGCAGGAUGUCUGGAUGUGCUUCUGAUUCGCAUGUGUCGUGCCUACAACCCCAUCAACAACACUAUUCUGUUUGAUGGCAAGUUUGCCAGUGCACAGACAUUCAAAGCUCUUGGUUGUGAUGACCUUGUGGGUGCCGUGUUUGACCUGGCCAAGAGCCUUAGCCGUAUACAGCUCUCUGAAGAGGAAAUGGCUCUGUUCAGUGCUGCUGUUCUCCUGUCACCAGACCGACCAUGGUUGAAAGACACCCAACAGGUGCAGAAGCUUCAAGAGAAAGUAUAUCUCUCUCUGCAGCAUUGUCUACAUAGAUGUGGCUCAUCGGAGGAGAAACUGGCAAAGAUGGUGUCCAAGCUUCCCAUGAUGAAGUCCAUCUGCAAUCUCCACAUUGACAAGCUCAAGUUUUUCCGUCUCCUCCACCCAGAGACGGCAUACAAUUUCCCCCCUCUGUACCGCGAGGUGUUCAGCAGUGAAAUCACCUUCCCAGACUCCACAAUGGGCUAAAAAUCUGUUCAGAUAUGAAAGUGAUUCAUAUAGAGACAGAAAGAUGUAGGGAAAAAGAGGUAGAGAGGGAGAGGAACGUGGCAACAGCGAAGCAACCAGCAGCUCAGUGAAAAUCCUGCACGCUACACUUUAGGAACACUACUCUCAGUCGCUUGGACUGUAAGCCAGUCCAGGCUAUGAAAUUCAACACUAGGUGCUGGGUACUAUGAGCAUGCUACUUAUUUUUGUUGUUGACUAAAAUGGUUCUGAGAAUGUAAUUUCGCAAUAUCAGAUGGUUUUCAAAAAGAGCUUGAGAUCUCCCUCAAGUUAAAGUCCUCUGUAAAACGAGUAUGAUGUCUUUGAAUGUACCCCAGACAUGCAGCACAGCCCUAGGUUUGAGACAGAGUGUACUAUACACCCUACUAUCCUGCCCCAUGGAGGAGUUGCUGUGUAGAUCUUUAUUUUAUUUUAUUGCAGUUCAAUUUUAGUUUCUUAUUUGGUAGUGCCCAUACUUUGCAGUUUUGUAUGCUAUGAACAAACUGUUUAAAGGGACCAAGAUCAAACAGAUAGUAGGGCAGAUUUGUUUUGCAUGCAAGUCAUGGACACAGAGACCCAGGGUGUCUAUUACCAUCCACGCAGACUUGCACACAUGCACUAAAACAAAGCACUUAUGCUGACCUAUAUAUGUAUUUUUACAGGCACACAUUCAGACACUGAUAUUUUUGAGCUCUUGACUUUAUUUUUAAAAAUGCAAUCAAAGACCUCGGUCCCACUACCCUUUCCCCUUGCAAAUGCCACUUAGAGAGAGAAAGAGAGAAUCACAGAAGUAUUUUGAAAGUAUUUUUAAACGUUCCUUACGUAUACACUUAUAUUUAAUCAUGUAAAAUAAAAUUACACAGGGAUUUAUAUAGAUAUAUAGAAUAAUUCAGGUCGUUAUUGUAAAAGAGAAUGUGUUUUCAAUGACUUACCUGGUUAAAUAAAGGCAAUUAAAUAAAGAUAAAUAGAUUCCCCAGGACAGUAUGAUGAAUGUUCAUCUGUCAGUCAAAGACUGCCUGACCAUAUUCUGGGGAACUGGUAUGAAAAAUGAUUAGAUUAAUAGCACUUACCAUCUAAGAGCCCUCCACCCGAUCCGGACCAUUUUUUCGUGCUACCAAGAAUCUCAGGGUUCCAACUCAAAGACUGCCGAUAGUCCUCCUGUAUCUAACAGAAGUGGGAUCUGUGGGACUUUGUUGAGAAAGGAAUCAGAUGAUGAGAAGAAAACAAACCGGUGGCAAACACUUUCCUGUUGUGCUCCCACAUAGGUAACAACUGCAAUGGGGAAAGGGGUUUGACCUUUGACCAGCAGGGGGAAGGUGGAGACUCAUGCCCUCCCUGUGUGUUCAAGCAGUCUACAGUUUCAGACUGAACUGAAGUUCUCAAGGUGUGCAGUUACAUUUCCACUCAGUCACUCAGGGAGACAGCUGGGCUCUCUGUACUACAGUGUCUUCGUCAGUUAGCCAAGUCAGACACUGCACCGAAUAGAAGACCUUAAACCUUGAUCACUGUGUACAGUACAUGUUCUUGUGAAUGUUGAUCACAGAAGUAUCAAAGAUUUACCCCUGUCUAAUAUCAAUAUUAUUACAGGACUUUUGAAUUGGAGAAGAAAUAGGGUCUAAAAUGUACUGAAACUGAAAGAUAGAUUUUAAUCUUUGAAUCCUGUGUUGUUUUUGUCGUGAUCUUUUGUUUCUUUAUUUCUAUAGUUAUCUGUCAAUUUUUUUGUCAACUGUUUAGUGUCCUCCUUUUUGUCGGACAGUUGUAAUAAAACAAAAAAAAGAAUGUUUUUAAGAAUAUCUCCUAAAAGUUAGUCUUUUGUCAUGAUCCUUCUGUUUAUCAUGUUUUCAUUCUAUUAUAAGAUUAUUAUUGAAAUCAAUAUAGAUUUGAAUAAGAUAUCUCAAAUAUAUUAUUAAUAUGACACAUUUAAGAGUUUUGUUGUACAAUGGGGAUACAAUAUGUUGAUUUAAGAAUGUAAUAAAAGGCUUUUUACAGUAA